Molecule: messenger RNA, 1914 nt
Organism: Toxotes jaculatrix (banded archerfish)
Lineage: Eukaryota; Metazoa; Chordata; Actinopteri; Toxotidae
Product: WD repeat-containing protein 88-like
Exons: 11
Coding region: 1-1203 (400 amino acids)
Molecular function (GO): protein binding
Source: RefSeq, a predicted model, not a curated record
AUGGCGGAGAACACAGAUCCUUUAUCGGUGGAUGAACCUUCAGGAGGAGCAGGUCCGGAGGCGGAGGAGGAGCGAGGAGCGGCAGCGGAGUGGAACCGACAGUCUCAGGUUCCGGUGAAGGUGUUACGAGCUCACGGCGACACCGUCACCGCCGCGCGGCUCUGCCUCAACGACCGCUGCGUCCUCAGCUGCUCCGCAGACCGCAGCGCCAUCCUCUGGGACGUGGAGAGCUGCAGACCUCUGCGGAUCUUUGAUGGAGUUCAUGGAAGAACCAUCACUGAGUGCGCUUUGAUCCCAAACAGCAGCCGGAUGGUCACCGUCUCCUGGGAUAAGACGAUGGUGGCCUGGGACCUGGAGACAGGACAGACUCUGUGGAAGUCGAGGCAGGUCGGCCUGCUCACCUCCUGCAGCGUCUCGUCUGACGGCCGGUCGGUUGUUUGUGCCGCAGAUCCGCAGAACGGAGUUUACAUCAGCGACGCAGCCAGCGGGCAGACCGUGCAGCAGGUCAGCGAUCAUCACCGCUCCACCAUCACACGGUGCAGGUUCGACCCUCAGAGCCAGCGGGUGGCCACGGUGUCUGCAGACCGGAGCGUCAAACUGUGGGACCUGCUGGCUCACAAAACCACUGUGUCCAUCGACAGUAACCACAGCAAUGUCGUCUCAGACUGCUGCUUCACCAACAAUGGUCACUUCCUGUGCACGGCAUCAUGGGAUAAAACGUUGAAGCUAUGGGACCUUCAGGCGGGGGGGUUUCGAUCUCAGGGCGGGACGACGCUGCAGAGUGGACACGAGGGCAGCGUGAGCUCCUGCAGCUUCUCUGCUGACGCAAACCUGCUGGUGUCCGGCUCUUACGACAGGACUGUUGCACUCUGGGAUAUGUCCUCCCUCUGUCCGAGUCUCGUCCUGAAGGGCCACAGUGACUGGGUGACAGACGUGGACAUCGGCACAGACAGGAAGUUGGUUGCCUCUGCGUCCAAGGACAGGACCGUCCGGUUAUGGGACAUAGAGAACAUGGAGGAGAUCCCGGAGGUCAUGGAGAAGAGGAGGACCGGAGGAUCAGGGAUUCACAUCCUCAAGUGUGAGGAGUGUGGAAAGCCGUUCCCAGUGUCCAGACUUCAGACCUCGGAGCUCCUGACUCAGUGCGUCUUCUGUCGACUCAAAUCACCGUCCACUUACCGACCGCAGCCUCCACCUCUCAUGUAACUUCCUGUCCAGGAGGUCAGAGGUCAGCCACAGAGCAGCAGCUGGUAGGGAUUCAGCGUCUUGCUCACGGGCACUUAGGCAGUGUUCAUUACAGAAACAGGACAAACGAACAGCACACGGAUGGUUUACUCUCAGAGCCGUCGAUACCUCGAACUGUGUGAACUCCACGUGCACGUGACGGCUGCGUGACGGCUGCGUGAGGAAAUAACCAGAGACUGAACACAACAACAACAACAACAAUGGUGGAAUGUUUUGUUCACACAAUGACUCAGAGCCACAGCGACCUGUCAAUCAAUUCAUCAAUAAGAACAUCGGCAGAAAACGUGAAUAAUCAUUUCAGUUAUAUCUUAAACAAAGACGUCAGAUGUUUGCUGGUUCCAGCUUCUCAGAUCUGAUGAAUACUGAAUAUGUUUGGACAGUUUGGAGGACGUCAUCUCGUUCUGUGGGAAAUUUUAACAGGAAAUUUUCUCUAUUUUCUUUAAAUCCUAUAAAUAAACAGUACACAGGCUCACAUGUAAACGAUGCUGCUCGUCGACCUAAAUGUGGAAUUAAACAGCAAAGACAUGAGCGCUGUUUUUUUUAGUCUUACCAGAAGUGUAGUAAAAGGUUUGUCCUGAGGGUGGCGCUGACAGGAGGACAAUGAGGCCGUUCACAGCUGGUAGUUUCAGAUUUAAUGUCCUGUGAUGUUUUCUGAAUAAAUGACAAUCUGAG